AUGUUAACGGGUAAAAGAAAAGGUAGAUAUAUUGGUAGGAUGACUGGUAUAAAUGCAGAGACAUUGACACUUAGACAGCAAUCAGAACUUAGUCCUAUGAGCUAUUUCACACAGUUACGAUCUCUGCGACGUUUGGACGUGAGUUACAAUGGCAUAAAGUGCCUGCCUCCGAGUGUCGGUGAGCUUCGAAACUUGGAAGAACUUUCCGUCGACAGCAAUCCACUGUUCGAAUUGCCACCUUCCGUGUUUUCCUUACCACGUCUGAGGGAAUUGAGCGCAAAUUGUUGUGAUUUGCGCUGCUUACCAGCAUUACCAUUGGCCGCUGAUCCUCUGCCUAAUAUUAUUUUCAAGCUGAACCCUGCCCUGAAACAUGUACCCUUGACUCUUGAACCUCUAUUUGAUAUCAAUCCACAUAUCAGCACACGAUUUUGGACAUACGAUUCGACAGAAUUUUUCCAUCCAGGACAAAUCCAUGUAAAAGUAGUCAAUACUGAAAAUUUACCAGAAAUCGAUGUUUAUUUAUAUUCGGGUAUCAAACAUGUUUCACAAUAUUUUGCUCCAAAAAUGCCAACAUUGUUCGAAUUGGCCUUGCGGAAAACACAUGCUAUUUUGAGCAAAACCUCUUUCUUUCUGGAUGAGAAUGAAAACUGUGAUGAUGAAGAUUAUAAUGAAUUUUAUGAUAGUGAUUAUGAUGAGGGGAGGGUCAUUAUUAUGUGA
Molecule: messenger RNA, 717 nt
Organism: Ctenocephalides felis (cat flea)
Lineage: Eukaryota; Metazoa; Arthropoda; Insecta; Siphonaptera; Pulicidae
Product: volume-regulated anion channel subunit LRRC8A-like
Exons: 5
Coding region: 1-717 (238 amino acids)
Molecular function (GO): protein binding
Source: RefSeq, a predicted model, not a curated record